This is a messenger RNA of Gilbertella persicaria, 1712 nucleotides long. RefSeq lists its product as uncharacterized. Gene Ontology annotation, cellular component: small-subunit processome; box C/D methylation guide snoRNP complex. The coding region runs from base 36 to 1535 and encodes 499 amino acids. NCBI's taxonomy places the organism in Eukaryota, Fungi, Mucoromycota, Mucoromycetes, Mucorales, Choanephoraceae. Gene Ontology annotation, molecular function: snoRNA binding. The record is from RefSeq and is a predicted model, not a curated record. The transcript is spliced from 3 exons.
AGAGCAAACCCUUUCCUUUUUCUUAUCCAUUAAAAAUGCUUGUUCUUUACGAAACUGCUGCUGGUUACGCUUUAUUCAAGCUUGUUGACGACAACAAAUUAGAAAAGCCUGAACAAAUUUACAAGGAAUUCGAAACUGCCGAACAAGCCAACAAGGCUCUUAAGUUGAAGGCUUUCAAGAAAUUUGAAAACACAACUGAUGCUUUGUCUGCUGUCACUGGUAUCGUUGAAGGCAAGUUACCCAAGAACUUGAAGAAGUUCUUGGAAUCUGAAAUUAACGAAAAGGAAAUGAAGAAGGAAAAGUUGGUCAUUAGUGAUCCCAAGCUUGGUUCUUCCAUCAACAAGAAAAUGGGUAUCAAUGUUUUGUCUGAUUCCACUGUUCAAGACCUUUACAGAGGUAUUCGUUCUCAAUUUGAAUCUCUUGUAUCUGGUCUUUCUCAAGCUGACCUUUCUGCAAUGUCUCUUGGUCUUUCUCACUCUCUUUCUCGUUAUAAGCUCAAGUUCUCUCCUGAUAAGGUUGAUACCAUGAUUGUCCAAGCCAUUGCUCUUUUAGAUGAUCUUGAUAAGGAACUCAACACUUACGCUAUGCGUGUCAAGGAAUGGUAUGGCUGGCAUUUCCCUGAAAUGACCAAGAUUAUUGUUGACAAUUUGGCUUAUGCCAAGGUCGUCAAAGCUAUUGGUUUCCGUACCAACGCCAGCAGCGUUGACAUGUCUGACAUUUUACCCGAAGAGCUCGAAGCUGAAGUCAAAGAAGCUGCUGAAAUUUCUAUGGGUACUGAAAUUUCUGAAGAAGAUCUCGAAAACACCUUUGCACUCUGUGACAAUGUCAUCAACAUCACUGAAUACAGAAGUCAAUUAUACGAAUACUUGAAGAACCGUAUGAAUGCCAUCGCUCCCAACUUGACUGCUCUUGUUGGUGAAUUGGUCGGUGCUCGUUUGAUCUCUCACGCUGGUUCUCUUAUGAACUUGUCCAAGCAACCUGCUUCUACUAUUCAAAUCUUGGGUGCCGAAAAGGCAUUGUUCAGAGCCCUCAAGACCAAGCACAACACACCCAAGUAUGGUUUAAUCUUCCAUGCCUCUUUGGUUGGUCAAGCUGGCCCUAAGAACAAGGCCAAGGUUGCUCGUAUGCUUGCUGCCAAGACUGCCUUGUCUCUCAGAGUAGAUGCCCUUGGUGAAUCAGAAUCCAAUGAAGUUGGUACUGAUGGUCGUACUAAGAUUGAAGCCCGUAUUGCCAUGCUCGAAGGUCGUGUUUCUGCUAAGGCUAACAAGGAUACUUCUAUUCAAAACCAAACCAAGUUCAAGUUCAACAAGACUCAACAAUACAGUGAAGGUGCUGAUGUUGUUAUGGACGAAGUCAAGGCUGAAACUGUCAAGAGAACAAUUGACCAAGUUGAAGCUGAAGAUAACGAAGAAGAAGAAAAGGAAGCCAAGAAGGCCAAGAAGGAAAAGAAAGAGAAAAAGGACAAGAAAGAAAAGAAGGAUAAGAAGGAAAAGAAGGAAAAGAAAGAGAAAAAAGAAAAGAAGAACAAGGAUUAGAUCACUUUUUUUUUCUAUUAUUUUCACACACACACACACACACACUCUUUUUUUCAUCUUUUUUUAUACAUGUAAUUUUUUUCUGUUAUUAUUCAUUCCAUAUAAUAUCUGUACAAAAAAAAAGUUUCACCCACUUUUUUAUCAUUUUAUCAACAUUUGCUUUCUCAAUAAACAUAU